AUGAAGAAGGUCAUGGGCGAGCUCAGCGGCAAGAACAUCGAAGAUGUGAUUGUGCAAGGGAGCAGUAAGCUGGCCUCCAUGCCCUCCGGUGGUGCUGUUGCUGUUGCUGCCAGUGCUGGUUCUGCUGCCCCAGCUGCUGCUGGUGCUGCUACUGCUGCUGUAGAGGAGAAGAAGGAAGAAAAGAAGGACAAGUCAGAAGAGUCUGAUGAUGACGUGGGCUUUGUCUCUUUGACUAAGCAACCACCCUGA
Molecule: messenger RNA, 249 nt
Organism: Dromiciops gliroides (monito del monte)
Lineage: Eukaryota; Metazoa; Chordata; Mammalia; Microbiotheria; Microbiotheriidae
Product: 60S acidic ribosomal protein P2-like
Exons: 1
Coding region: 1-249 (82 amino acids)
Biological process (GO): cytoplasmic translational elongation
Cellular component (GO): cytosolic large ribosomal subunit
Molecular function (GO): structural constituent of ribosome
Source: RefSeq, a predicted model, not a curated record